Messenger RNA from Owenia fusiformis, 1006 nucleotides. The record is from the annotation of a GenBank genome assembly. Lineage: Eukaryota; Metazoa; Annelida; Polychaeta; Sabellida; Oweniidae.
CUUUAACUGUAAAUUGAAGCUUCAAAAAAGAAGAAUAAUCAUAUGUAGAUGUAUUGGCGGAUUGUUUCCAGAUUCAAGACAGAUUAACAUGGAGUCCGAGGGGAAACAACAGGGUGAAUACCAGUGUUCAGUAUGUGACGCAGAAUUCUACUAUAUGUCACACCUAUUACGUCACACUCGCCGUCACACUGGUGAACAACCAUUUGGAUGCAUGACAUGUGGCAGGCGCUUCUCCCAGGUGGCCAGUCUAAGACGUCACUGGAAAGUCCAUACUGGGGAGCGUCCUCACCAAUGCCCAUAUUGCCUCAAAACAUUCUCUGAACUCUCAAAUAUGAAACGUCAUCAAAAACUACACAAAGAGUACCCAGUAGAAGGCAGUCUUUCUGAAACUGAGGGGGUAAGGCUGUACCAGAAUGGACCAGUUAAUUUAAACUCUACCCCCUGGGUAAAACGUACAAAAUACAGACGGUUCCAGUACACUAUGCUCCCUGUGGGUAAAAGAUUUUAUCCUGACAUUAUGGCUCAACAUCACAGCUAUAUAACAUACAGAACUCCUAACCAUGAACCAAAUCAACCCAACAUGAACCUUUACCCAGGCUGGGAAAGACCAAAAUGGGCAGAAAGGAUUCCUCGAUUACAAAUGCCAACUGACAGCCAACUUAUUAGUAAACAUUGGAACAUCUCAGACAUUCAUAGGUUUAAUCAAGGUGAUAUAAGCAUGUUAGAAAAUAGACAAUCUCAUGAGACUACAUGGUGCUCAAAAUUAUCAUAUUGUCAAUGUUUUACGUGCAAAAUCAAGCGAAAGAUGAUACAUGAUAAUACCCUUGAAGGAGGUCCAUCUAAAAUUGUCCCAUAUGUUGCAAAACAUACAGUCCCAAGGCCGUUAUCCAUUUACAAUGGUCCUGUUCAGGGGAAUAUACAAUUCAAUAAAAUUAUAACCUCAAAUAAAUCAUUGAUAUAUAAUGAGCAAACUGAACCGCUUGACCUCUCUAUGAAAUGUACAGCA